CUCGGACAGUUUAUCAUACCGGCACUGGAAAUGAAAGGACUACCCUAUCGAAAGGGACAAAAAGGGAAGUUGCCGCUAGGAUGGCACCGCCCAUAUUCAGCCACAGCGGGGGGGGGGCACAGCAUACCCCUCACUACUGGUAUUAUAUUGUGUCGGCGGCUUACGGUACGGUAGUGUUAUCAUAACAAAAUAAACAAAAACAAUCCCGCAAGCUUCUGCUAGUAUUGGUAUCCCUAUUUAAGCUCCUCCGCUGGCAUUCGAAAUCUUUUCAUGUAGACAUUCGUAAAGUUCUUGCGCGCACCAUUUGUUAUCGGCUCGGGGAUGUCUUUUUGUUGUUGGGGUUGCAGUAUUUAAAGGGGCGGCGGAGUGACCUUCUGGGAUUGGAAUAUGAACGACAACGGGAACAAGGUGAAGGCGAGAGCAAGAAAGCAGGACAGGAAGCAAGACUAAGCAUAGCUAGAGAUCAGAUCCCUUCUUCACCUUGGUGAGCGAUGAUGAUUUUUUAUUCCUUCCUUUUGAUCUCAUUCGUUCCUUUCUCACAGUUUCUGGGCAUCGAGCUCUUUACUGGAUAGAAUGCACCCCAUCGCCGACAACCCACAAAAGAAGGCCUGAACCACGAACACGAACCGGCAGUACCGCACAUCUAUCGGAUUAGUACUGUUUUGGAAAGCCGAUUGAAAACGGCAGGAGUGCGCCAACUUGACACCAGCUAUCCCCUACAGUCCUCAACGGGGGCAAUGACGAAAAGCGGCAGGCAGCGAAGAGGGGUAUUUGGUAGGCAACAAGGUGAUCCCGUAAAAGCACUGGUACUUGUAUCAUGCUGUAUGAUAAGAUAGCAAAAAUACUCGUUGCUACCGUAAUCAUCGCCUGCCGGUUUUUGUCAUGCUCUUGUCCCUGUUGGAGACUGUACUCGUAUUGGUAUUAUACGAGUACGGCACGAGGACUUGUGCGGUAGCACCCUACCGGUAUUCCUAAAACGGGGAAUUUCGGUACGGCAUGAUAUCGGCCCUGGUCUCAAUAUCGCACCUGUUCGUUCUAGGUUGGGUUAGCUUGGCGGCAACUCAGACCGUCUGCCGUUCGGGAGCGUCCCACCACACCCUAUCCGUCGUCAGGACAGGAAGCACACUUCAAGUCAGUCCCAAAACCAGAUAAUAGCGCAGAAGGUCGUCAUAUCAUCAAGCUUGCCGAGCUCCGAGUUUCAUUUUGAGCACCUGAACACAAAUCUCUUGUCUUGACUCACCCCGGGAACAAGCGGCCGGCCGCAACGGCACCGCCAUUCCAUCUACCAGCAUCACAAGUAAACCCCUUGGUUUACCAAUCCAACCCAAGACGUGUGGGUUCCUAGCCAUAGGGAUGCGGGGAUCACGUCUUGUCGGUAAAAAGAGGUGAGGUGGGAUAGGAUGUCGGAUAAGGAAGUAAGGGAGAAAACCUUCCCGGGGAGACAGGGCUGUGCGCGGGACCCGCGCCCCCACAAUGCAUCUAAUGAGGGGGUUUUUAACUCGAUACGGAUUUUGUGGGGUAUCUUAUCAAAUUUGUAGGAUUGUGUGAUUGUAGUGGAUUGUGGAGGAUCCUGUGUUCGUAUCGCGGUAGACGCUGGGAGAAGAGAGGGGGUAUAAUAAGCUACAGUCCCACAAUUUCCCCCUCUUUAGUCUUGUUUCUGAGAUCAAAUUUGGUUGGUGAUUUACACCGUCACUAUAGCUGCACUGAACGAAGUGAAGAGAAGGAAAAAUUAUGGCCACAACAAUCGUCACGAUCCCGCCCCCGGCAGCCGCAAUUGAGCUUGAUAACUGCCGGAUUAGUGCGGGGUCAAACAUCCCACCGAGAGACAUACGCUCCCACCCGCUCUGCGCCGGCGAUGAGGAGAACUCGGCAUUGGACGGGCAACCACCGGAGGGCAUGAUGAUCUUCGAGCGACCGAACGUAUCAACAGUGAAGGGGAAGCUGCUGGGCACGAAUUUCUCCGUGUUCGUUUCUGGAAUGAACGAUAGUAGCACGGGUGCCUUGAUACCGUACUUGCAACCGGGGUAUAAUAUUGGGCUUUUGUUUGUUGCACUUGUGUACUUCUCCCCUCCCUACCCCUCUCCAACUUGCUCCUAGAAUAGUUACCAAGAAAUUGCGUGAAUGGCAGCUACCUAAUAAACUUCUCGGGAUGGCUCGUCGCCGCAUUCACGAACGUACACUUGACCGCCCGCCUGGGCAUGGGCGGCGCCCUGACCCUCGGCGCAGCGUUCCAGCUUUCGGCAUACUGCCUAAUGUUUUGGAAACCCCCAUAUCCACUCUUUGUAUUUUCAUUCUUCCUCUCGGGCUUAGGAAUAGCCUACCAAGAUGCGCAGGCAAACGUGUUCGUAGCAAACGUGAACAACUCCCACAGAUGGCUAGGCAUCCUACAUGCCGUAUACGGCGCGGGAGCCCUACUCGGCCCAUUGGUCGCUACAACUAUCGCAGCGAGGACCACGCAUUGGCAUUACUUCUAUUUGGUCACGUUGGGGUUUGCCGCUAUCAAUUUGGUAUUGCAGGCGUGGACGUUUCGGGAUGGGCUGUUUAAGGGAGCUGCGGCUGCAAAGGAGAGUGCUAAUCGAGAUCUUAAGAAGGCGCUUUCCGAGAGGACGGUCAUUGUGCUUAGUCUGUUUUUUUUCUUGUAUGUUGGCACGGAGGUUACUACUGGAGGUAUUCCCCCUCACCUCAUUUCUUGGGAUUGAGAUUUGCCGCAGGUAAAGGUUAACUGAUGCUUAGGUUGGGUUGUGGAGUUCCUCAUCCGGGUGCGGGAUGGUGAGCCCUCGAAAGCCGGAUAUGUGGCAUCAGGCUUUUGGGCUGGUCUUACCGUGGGAAGACUUGCCCUCGCGGACGUUACCCAUAGGCUUGGUGAGCGCAGGAUGGUUUUUAUAUAUAUCAUGCUUGCUCUCAUUGCGCAGUUGAUAUUCUGGUUUGUGCCAAACAUAAUUGCGAAUGCGGUUAUGAUUUCGCUCUUGGGAUUCUUUCUUGGGCCUUUUUUUCCUACCGUAUUACCCCACCUCGCAUUCCCCCGCACCCCUUCCGUUCCACUAAUGAGAAUAGGGUAUCUCCGUGGCGACCAAGGUUCUUCCUAGAGGAUUACAUGUUGCAUCAAUUGGUUAGCCUUUAUGACCCUCCCUUAGCUUUCUGCCCCCCCAUUGAUUGUUGACCUUCCUCCAGGGUUCGCAGCGACAAUGGGACAGGCCGGAUCUGCCGCCUUUCCGUUCUUGACCGGGGCCAUUGCUGCGAAUUUCGGUGUUAAGGUUCUCCAGCCUAUACUUGUGGGGUUACUGGCUGGGAUGGCGAUAUUCUGGGCACUUAUUCCGCGUGUUGCGAGACAUUCUUCGUGAAGAGCUUUGAGGAUCGAGUCACAUAUGAUACCGGCAUAGGUCGGUAGGACUAUUCGUAGUUAUAUACCUGUUCAUUUACCUGUAAAAACCGAAAUAAUUUGGAAUCUCGCUGUGACGUUGGAGUGCUGGCGUCGCCUCUCUUACCG
Messenger RNA from Tuber aestivum (summer truffle), 3487 nucleotides. The record is from the annotation of a GenBank genome assembly. NCBI's taxonomy places the organism in Eukaryota, Fungi, Ascomycota, Pezizomycetes, Pezizales, Tuberaceae.